AAUUUUUUUAAAGUAUAUAUAUAUUUUUAAAUAAUGUUAUUUUCAAUGACGUUUUGUAAUAUUGUCAAAAUUUGAUAAAAAAAUUGGUUUGUUUUUAAAAGAAUAUAUUUUAAUUCUGAAGAUAAGAUUUAAAUAAAGAAUAUAUCAUCCUAUUCAUUGGCUGCUAUAUAAUCACCAAUUUGUGAGAAUACUAUUUUCAAAUGUCAGCCAAAUUGACAAAGGAGGAUAACAAUAAAAAGUCUCCUAAUCGAAAUGCAACUAAGAACGACGAUGAUGUUAAAGAGAGUGAUAUCGGUGUUGCAGCUCAAAGUAAUCCACAUGCAAAUGAUAACAAUCAUUUCCCUUUUAAUCAGCUUGAAAAACUCUUAACUUGCCCCAUAUGCUUAGAUCGGUAUAGGCAACCUAAACUGUUACCCUGUCAACAUACCUAUUGUCUGGAAUGUCUUGAAAAUAUGGCCGAUUAUUAUAAGAGAAUCGUUAAAUGUGCUGAAUGCCGGACAGAAAACAUAUUACCUUAUAAAGGUGUCGAAACCUUUCCCAACAAUUUGACCAUCUUAAGUUUUUUGGAAUUACCUUCGGUUAUAGCUGUCGAAGAGGCGAAGAGCGGCAACAGUAAUCUUAUGUUACUUCAGGAAACCAAUUCUAGGAGAGGUUCACGACGAUCAGUAACGGACGAAGCUAGCAACGAUAGGUUAGGUCAAUACACUAGUCAUCUCCCAUCCGCCCAAAGAUCUAGUUAUCAAACGACCACGCAAUCUCCUACACAACAAUAUAGGUUCGUGAAAUUGGAAACGUGCCCUAUUUGUAACGAAAACACUGAGCUAUUUAAGUGCCUGCAUUGCGAUCGGAAGGUGUGCAAUGCUUGCAAGGAGUCGCACUUGGAGCAAAUGCAACGCGAAGUGAUUCGCCUCUUGACCAACACCCAAAGAAAUGUACCAAAACUCGAGGAAACUAUAAACGUCAUCGAACAAAAGCUUGCUAACAUGAAAAACAACUUCAACUUUGUCAAAAACGAGAUCAAAAUGGAGAUAGAUCGAUGCGUGCGAGAGCUUAACAAUCGGGAAAGAGUUCUGUUAGAAGAAGUGGACAAUCUAAUGGAGUCUGAAAUCCGAAAAAUGACGGAAAGGCAGGGUACUCUCAGUACGGAAAAGGAGGAAAUUGAAUCAUAUUGCCAACGGACAGCAACCCGUUUAAAUCAACCAACUCUACCUUCAAGUAGCUCUCCCAUAGAUAACGUUACAGGUGCUGGAGCUACAUCCAAUAAUCGAGACAGUCACGAAACGACUUCUAACGAAGGAGAGGAGGACGAAGAUGAAGAUGAUGACGAGCAAGGAGUCCAAAUACAAAGCCUCAAAACUAGGAUUAAAAAUGCCGCCGCUGCUAAGGUUCUAUUGGCAGCUCAAGAGAUGGUACAAGAUAAUAACAAAGAAACCACAACUAAUAAUAUUAAUACUACACCCCCGCCCCAAGUUUUGCCUGAAAUAGUGCCGUUGACCCCUGAGGAGUUAGUUACACUGAAGCAACAAAUAUCGACAUAUCUAGAUCAUAUACGGGACAUCAACGUGGAAGCGGUAGAAAGUUACAAAAGGAUGAAGUUCAUAGCCGACAACAACAUGCUGAGAUCCAACAUCCUUACCUUCGGUGAACUACACGUUAGGAGUGUAGUUCAUUCCGGAAAUUUGACUUCCAAAACGACGUCUUCACCCAACAAUGAGACAACUUCCAGUAGGUUUUCUAGAUCCUACUCAUUCGAAAAUGACGACACUCUAACACCCGGAGAUAAUGACAAUGUAAAUUCGACAUUAGAUACCACAGGUAAUUACAAAUCUGGAUCCAAUCGGUAUACAUCACCGGCUCAAAGAAAUACCGGAAGUACGGCCACGCCGACUCGAACAAGCAGAUUUUUAAAUCGUCCACGUUCCACUUACGAAACAACCGCAACUCCGUCUUCCUAUGAUUAUUCCUCUAGUUCUCGCCGCGCACCUAUUGGAAGUAGUAGUACACCUAGUCAAGACGAUAUAUUCGCUGGAUACCUGGGCAACGAAGUCCCCUCCUCAGUGACCAGCUCCACCUCCCCACACACUAACAAAAAUUGGAGAACAGAUGCUAAAGUGCAUCCUCGAACAUUAACGGAUCUCUCAGAGUCUAAUAUAUCCCCCAAGUUUCAUAGAUUAGACGUUAACCGCUUUAAUUACGCGGAUAUUUAUAAGAUGGCUAGUCCUAAAAAGGACCCAAUCAAAUCCGUCGUCAUAAGCAACAAUAAAUCUGGCUUGCCCUACAGUUUAUACAGGAGUAAAACGUCUUUCAAUUUAAAAAAUUCGAGCACCAUUAAAGCCAUAGAAAAGUCUUUAAGUGAAUUUAAUGCUAAUAAAAUUGAAUCAGCCGAAACUCUCGACACAAAUAACGAAAAAGGAGGCUCCACCCUAGAAACUAUCGAGGAUGAGAAUAGAAGAGAUAGGGAAUUACACAAAUCGUAUUAUCGUAGGAAAUAUGGGCGCUGUCUAACUACAAAUAAUGUGAUUAGCAAUGCCACUCUUAAUAAUUACGACCCAGACAUUAAUUUCAAUGAUUACAAUAUAUCAUCAAUUAAAAACGGCAAAAAAUUGCCGAUAAUAAAAAAUAGCCAUUUUGCGACACCCGAUUCGCCAUUAUCCUACGAAAAUUAUCCUCAUGAUACAAGUAUAAAUGCCGAUCACGUUAACGGUUACGCCAAUAAUACGAAUAUUUAUCGUGAUAAUAAAGACGAGAUUGUAUUGGACGCGUUAAACCACAACGAUCGUUUGCAAGAAACCAAUGGAGGUUCCAAUGAAAUCAACGUUCACAAGGAAGCUCACAAAAGUAUGGCAAAAAGAAAGCUAAAGAAAAACUUUUAUCAAAGGAGUAAAACAGAUAAUAAUAAUAAUAUAAAUCACGAGGAAAAUAGGAUUGAACCGCCUGGUGAUCAUUGGUGGAAGUCUUGGCUUAUUGAUGAUGGCGAGGUAAAAACUCGAGCCGAAAAAAAAUUAGAGCAAUUGAAACAUACCGAUUCCCAUAUCGGCAAAGACGCUCAAACGAGUUAUUACAUAGAUCAUUUAAGCUUUCCUGAUUGCCCUUCAAGGUCCUACAAGAAGGGUACUACGACCACUUUGAGAAAUUUGAAUUUAGAUUCGAAUUUAGAUUCGAAAUUGAAAACAUAUGGAAACCCUAGUUCUUCUUCCAGUGUCGAAUAUUUACAAAACCCGCCAAUUAAAUUGAGAAUGGAGCAAAAAAGGAGACAGCAGCAUAUCAGCGAUACAAAUCGGCCCAACCUUGUUAAUAAUAAUCCAAUUUCAACGAAAUCUUUCAUCGCUACUAAUAUUAAUAAUCCAGAAUAUAAAUUUGAUAACUUAACUUUAAACGGGAUGGGCUUAAAUAGCACUGCGGAUAUAUUUAUACCAGAAACGGAUGUGCCGAUAUCUGAAAACUUUAAAAUAUCCGAGUCAUUGAAAAAUAAAUUUAACACUCUUCAGCGAUUCAAACGCAGAAAUGAGUUUUUGAUGAAUUUAGCCUCCGUGGCUUUGUUUUCGCCCGAUGGCACUUGCAAUGACAGCAAUUACAAAUACGUCCCGAUUAGGGAACGGAUUCAUAAUAUAAGGGCAAAUUUAAAUGAUUCUAACAUCAAAGAUGAAACGUUUUCAAGUGUUGUGAAUACGGGCAAUGCCUCUUGUCACAAGGAUGAAGAUUUAAAAUCGUAUGGGGGUAAGGAGAAGUCCUUGAAAUCUAAAUAUGUCAAUCAUCUAGAGGAUAUUCCGAACGACAUAAUAUUCCAGGAUCACAUUGAAGGACAUAACAUGUUGGAAAAUGCCGACGAUAAACCCGGUGGCAUUCCUAGUACUAGUCAAAAUAAAAAGUUAAAUAAAAUCGCCGAUAAUAAUUCUAAGGUAAACGAUUCGGUUAACGAUAAUCAAAGUGACGAGAAUGUGCAUGAACGUCAAAUAUUAGAUAAUAUUUUCGAAACUGAAUUGCGAGCUUACAUUCAAAGAAUUAACGACAUGCAAAAAGAUAUCGAACAAUUUGCUGAUGAGAUCCAAUCUCAUUCAUCUUUGAAAAAUUACGAAACCCCAGAUUUGAGCUUAAGUCCUGCAAAUUUAAGCGACAGAGAUUUGUUUGAUCUCGGUGAAAAUGAUAAUGACACGAGGCAUGAUACAGAUAACGGAAAUACCGAACAGAUUGGCGAGUUGGCGUUGUUUUAUGAUCACCCUCUUGACGUUUACGAGUCCUCGGAAGAAAGAAGAGAAUUAGAUGAAGAUGAGUUAGAUCUAUUUCUUAACUUUGAGUCCGGCAGAGCCAUCGAUACAAAUAUUAGCGAAUAUAAAGCUAACUCUCUUACCGGUCCACCUCAUUCGAUACUAAUCAAACAUGAAUCCAGAUCCUCUCCUUAUCAACGAAGAACUUCCGAUACUGGAAUUGGGGAGUCUAAUCAUCGUAUUCCCAAAGAAAAUGGCGUAAAAUUAUCGAAAAAAGUAUCGAAUGGUAGCGAAAAAAAAGUCAACAAGGUCAAAAGAAAUUCUAUCGGCAACAUUAAAAAGCAAAAUGAUUCCCUUAAUAUAGCAGAAAACGGAGUGUACGCUAGUCUCAACGUAAAAGUAAAUCCUUCGAAUAAAGGCGGCUUCGUGAGUUUGAAGAUCCCUAUGGGAUUGGCGUUGUCAACCAACGGCACACACUUAUUUGUAGCAGAUAAGGGUAACCACAAGAUACGCAUGAUGAAGUUACAGCUAGGUAACGGUAAAGCCAUUACCUCUUUUGUUAAGUCCUACGGUAUUUUCGGGUAUACGCCCGAGAAAUUGAACAGACCCUGUGACGUGGCAUUAGGGUAUCAAGACCAAAUAGCGAUAGCGGAUAGUGGUAAUCACAAAGUUGUUUGCUUAAACUCUGAACUAAAGUUUCAAAGGAUCCUGGGGACCGGAGAAAAAGGUCAUUUUAACGGACAAUUUGAGCAUCCUACUGGUGUGACUUUCGAUUCAAUGGGAUUUAUAUAUGUAUGCGAUAAAUUAAAUCGAAGGGUACAAGUAUUUAGUGGGGACGGUAUUUUUGUUGGUAAAUGGGGUCACAACCAUCUGACAGCCCCUAAAAGGGUUCAUUAUUCCUCCCACAGAUCCAUAAUAUACGUAACGGACGCGGGGGAUCAUUCAUUAAAACUUUUUGAUCGAAACGGCAUAAAAAUUGGCUGCGUCAACAAGAUACCCAAGGUUUUAACUACCCCUUCUACGAAUGGGGCCAACUCUGCCUAUCCCUUAAUAACUGAAAAUUUCAGCUAUCCCAGUAGCGUAUCUUGUUACUCGGCUAAUAGUGAAAAUAUUAUCCUUCUUGACUCGGGAAACGAUAGGGUAAUCCAGUUGACCGCCGAUGGUAGAGUGAUACAAGUUUUUCCUCUGAUCUCUUCUCCCGUUCUCACGAGCUCAUCGGACCAAUUGUCAUCAACUUUAACAAAUAGAUUCGAUUCUUGCAUUUCCUUACCUUCUUCCAUGUUUAAUAAUGGGAUUCACGAAUACGAACAGUAUCCCGUUCAAACUUUCGCCGUUUCCGACACGAUUAAUAAUCAAAUUGUUUUUGUUUGAAAACGAAUUAUAUAUAUUAUAUAAUAGAUAUACAUUUAUUUAUAGUUUUUUUUAGGCUUAAAUUUAUAGAAUAUUUUUUAAAAUAUAAUGAUGAUUAAUUUCGUGAGAACAUAAGAUAUAAAUUUAGAAAAACUCUCUUUUUAAUUUUAGCCGGAUUGUUUUUAAAACUAACAAAAAUUGCAAAUGCAAAUAAAAUAAAUGG
Molecule: messenger RNA, 5778 nt
Organism: Gordionus sp. m RMFG-2023
Lineage: Eukaryota; Metazoa; Nematomorpha; Gordioida; Chordodea; Parachordodidae
Exons: 4
Coding region: 201-5576 (1791 amino acids)
Molecular function (GO): protein binding; zinc ion binding
Source: RefSeq, a predicted model, not a curated record